GCUGGAGAGUAAUGUUACAGAGCGGAGAGAGUGAGGAGGCUGCGUCUGGCUCCCGCUCUCACAGCCAUUGCAGUACAUUGAGCUCCAUAGAGACAGCGCCGGGGCAAGUGAGAGCCGGACGGGCACUGGGCGACUCUGUGCCUCGCUGAGGAAAAAUAAUUAAACAUGGGCAAAGGAGAUCCUAAGAAGCCGAGAGGCAAAAUGUCAUCAUAUGCAUUCUUUGUGCAAACUUGCCGGGAGGAGCAUAAGAAGAAGCACCCAGAUGCUUCAGUCAACUUCUCAGAGUUUUCUAAGAAGUGCUCAGAAAGGUGGAAGACCAUGUCUGCUAAAGAGAAAGGAAAAUUUGAAGACAUGGCAAAGGCGGACAAGGCCCGUUAUGAAAGAGAAAUGAAAACUUACAUACCUCCUAAAGGGGAGACAAAAAAGAAGUUCAAGGAUCCCAAUGCACCCAAGAGGCCUCCUUCGGCCUUUUUCUUGUUUUGUUCUGAGUAUCGUCCAAAAAUCAAAGGAGAGCAUCCUGGCCUAUCCAUUGGUGAUGUUGCAAAGAAACUGGGAGAGAUGUGGAAUAACACCGCUGCAGAUGACAAGCAGCCUUAUGAAAAGAAGGCUGCUAAGCUGAAGGAGAAGUACGAAAAGGAUAUUGCUGCAUACCGAGCCAAAGGGAAGCCUGAUGCAGCAAAAAAGGGAGUCGUCAAGGCUGAGAAAAGCAAGAAAAAGAAGGAAGAGGAGGAAGAUGAGGAAGACGAAGAGGAUGAGGAGGAGGAGGAGGACGAAGAGGAUGAGGAGGAGGAGGAAGAUGAUGAUGAUGAAUAAGUUGGUUCUAGCGCAGUUUUUUUUUCUUGUCUAUAAAGCAUUUAACCCCCCUGUACACAACUCACUCCUUUUAAAGAAAAAAAAUUGAAAUGUAAGGCUGUGUAAGAUUUGUUUUUAAACUGUACAGUGUCUUUUUUUGUAUAGUUAACACACUACCGAAUGUGUCUUUAGAUAGCCCUGUCCUGGUGGUAUUUUCAAUAGCCACUAACCUUGCCUGGUACAGUAUGGGGGUUGUAAAUUGGCAUGGAAAUUUAAAGCAGGUUCUUGUUGGUGCACAGCACAAAUUAGUUAUAUAUGGGGUUGGUAGUUUUUUCAUCUUCAGUUGUCUCUGAUGCAGCUUAUACGAAAUAAUUGUUGUUCUGUUAACUGAAUACCACUCUGUAAUUGCAAAAAAAAGAAAAAAAGUUGCAGCUGUUUUGUUGACAUUCUGAAUGCUUCUAAGUAAAUACAAUUUUUUUUAUUA
Molecule: messenger RNA, 1276 nt
Organism: Phacochoerus africanus (Common warthog)
Lineage: Eukaryota; Metazoa; Chordata; Mammalia; Artiodactyla; Suidae
Gene: HMGB1
Product: high mobility group box 1
Exons: 5
Coding region: 166-813 (215 amino acids)
Biological process (GO): regulation of transcription by RNA polymerase II
Cellular component (GO): nucleus
Molecular function (GO): DNA binding, bending
Source: RefSeq, a predicted model, not a curated record